GAUAAAGUAGUAGCGGUAGUUCUUUUAUAGCAACCGAUGAUUCCAUAUUUUGUUGUCAAAAUCGGGCAACAUGUAGAUUUCUUCAAAUCCCGACGUACGCACGCACAUUAGCGCUUCAAGAUACCAAUACACACAACCAGCAAAAAAGCUGUAAUGAAUCCAGAAGAAAAAUCAACAGCAUCCAAAAAACAAUCCGACACAAUUAGCAGAGAUAUAUAUGCGCUCGCAGGUGGUGCACCACCGAUCGCUUUUGUAAAACCCACAUUCAAAGCCAAAUACAACACAAAACAGAAAGCUACGCCAUGGAUCCAACAAUCGUUUACGAAUCCAGCUCGACCUGAUGAUCUUGCUUUACACCACUGGAUACCUGAAAGCAAAAGCAAUGAAGAGUAUCAAUUUGCGAAAUUCAACCGUGUUAUUGAUGUGCCCGAAUAUACCGAUGAUGACUAUGAUAGAUACUUGUCAGAUUCCGAUUGGAGUAAAGACGAAACUGACUAUCUAUUUCAAUUAUGUCGAAGGUUUGAUUUACGGUUCCCAGUAAUUGAAGAUCGAUAUAAUUUUGCAAACAAGUCUAGAAGCAUAGAGGACCUGAAAGAUCGAUAUUACACUGUACAACGCAAACUCAUCAAAGCUAGACCGCAUACACCGGGUGAAUACCCACAAGAAAGACAAGCUCUCAUUCAACAAUACGCAUAUGACAAAGCAAAAGAAACGGGACGCAAAGAAGCACUGGUUUCUCUGUUUAACCGGACCGAGGAACAGAUUGAACAAGAGCAAGCACUCUUUGUUGAGGCCAAACGUAUCGAAUUGAACGAACCACGGUUAGCACGUGAGCGAGAGGCACUACUCAACGCAUUGCAGCUUGAGCAGGCUCAGCAAGCACCGCUAACACCGCUUACGCCCACAGCAGCGGCAGGGACAGGAGGAUCAGCGGCAGCAGGAUCGAGUGGAGGUGUUGGUGCUAACAAUGUGAACGGAAGCGCUGGUGGCGCCACAAAUGCAUCUGGAGGAGCAUCAGGAGGAACGCUAGCUACCCCUGGUGGGAUUGGCAUUGCUGGUGGUACUGCUAGUACAUCUGGAUUGGACAGCAAAAAGAAGAAAAGGGCGGACGAAACUGGAACGGGUACUCCAGGAGGUAGUAGUAGUGGUGGUACUAAGAAGAACCGGCGGAUAUCGAAUGCUUCAUCCGGCAUUUUGGAAGAUGUCGUGCCUGAACGGAAAGAAAAGAUGAUGCAAGGCGUUUAUGUACGGAGUCAAAAGUUACCCGUGGUUACUAAGCAAGCAUUACAGCAAAAAUUAUUAAAAGCGAUGGCAGAUUUGGAUAUUCCUGUCCGACCGAUGAUGCCGACAGGUCAAGUCGUGCAGAAAUACGACUUGCUGCACCAUUCUUUACUUCAUAUGCUUGAGCUGAAAAAGACGGUUGACAAGUUGGAAGCUGAACAUCGCUCAAAAAUGCAACGGGGGCAGUCGAUCGCCAGGAAGCAGCCGCCCAGUGGAGGUCCUCGGGACAAGCGUCGCAAACAAGGAUAGAUUGGGUGUACAUGUGUGUAACUAAAAAAAAUAACUCUGGGGGGUCUCGCUUUCCAGUAUGCAAAGAAUAAACAA
Messenger RNA from Zychaea mexicana, 1605 nucleotides. RefSeq lists its product as uncharacterized. The record is from RefSeq and is a predicted model, not a curated record. Lineage: Eukaryota; Fungi; Mucoromycota; Mucoromycetes; Mucorales; Lichtheimiaceae. Gene Ontology annotation, biological process: negative regulation of transcription by RNA polymerase II; chromatin remodeling; DNA repair. The transcript has 10 exons. Gene Ontology annotation, cellular component: nucleus; Swr1 complex; NuA4 histone acetyltransferase complex. The coding region runs from base 154 to 1530 and encodes 458 amino acids. Gene Ontology annotation, molecular function: transcription corepressor activity.